AGAACAGUCGAGGCAUACGUGACAUAUCCAGCAGACGGAUCUACUAAGAAAGCUAUUUUGCUAUGCUGCGAUGCGAUUGGCCACCGCUCGGUCAACCCCCAGCUAAUCGCAGACCAAUGGGCCGCCAAUGGCUACUUCGUCGUGGCCCCGGACCUAUUCCACGGCGACGCGGUGCCCCUGCAACGAUCUCCGGAUUUCGACCUCCAAAAUUGGUUGAACAGGCAUCUGCCGCCGAGAGUUGAGCCGGUCGUAUUGGCUGUCUUGAAGGAAAUGAGGACCACGCUCGGCUGUGAGCGGGUGGGCUCGGCUGGGUUCUGCUUUGGGGCGAAGUAUUCCAUUCGCCUGCUCCAGCCCGGCCAAUUCGAUGCCGCUUGGGUAGCACAUCCCAGCUUCGUUGACGCCGAGGAGGUUGCGGCCAUCAAGGGUCUCUCUCUCUAUCUCUGCGGCGGUGGGGUGGAGCAUGGGUUCGCUUCAAGAGGGGAUAUGUCGGAUCCCAAAGCCAAGUUUGCUAAGGAGUCUGCAUUCGUGCAGGCUGUCAACUGGUUCCACGCAUACCUGUAG
Penicillium chermesinum is the source of this 561-nucleotide messenger RNA. Its product is annotated as dienelactone hydrolase family protein. Lineage: Eukaryota; Fungi; Ascomycota; Eurotiomycetes; Eurotiales; Aspergillaceae. The annotation marks the transcript as partial. Gene Ontology annotation, molecular function: hydrolase activity. The transcript is spliced from 3 exons. The record is from RefSeq and is a predicted model, not a curated record.